Molecule: messenger RNA, 677 nt
Organism: Anthonomus grandis grandis
Lineage: Eukaryota; Metazoa; Arthropoda; Insecta; Coleoptera; Curculionidae
Product: E-selectin-like
Exons: 5
Coding region: 92-625 (177 amino acids)
Biological process (GO): biological process involved in interspecies interaction between organisms
Cellular component (GO): external side of plasma membrane
Molecular function (GO): carbohydrate binding
Source: RefSeq, a predicted model, not a curated record
CCUAUGGGAAAGCUUACAAUUAAAUUCAGAUAAUAAGCUGUUAAUAUUAGUUGCAUGGUUCAGCGUUUUCGAAAUUUUUAGUUAUUCAAAAAUGGCACACAACGGUUUUAAAAAUAUUUACAUUGUACUUGCUUUGUGUGUAUAUGAACUUUUUUUAGUUCAAACAAUAUCUGCUGCCGUGACAGCUCCAAAAAAUAAAUACACGGUUUUUCUGGAUAAGAAAUCAUGGGAAGAGGCAAGUGAACAAUGCGCCUCUAACGUUAUGAAACUAGUAGAAAUUUAUACGUAUAAGCAACAGAAUGAUCUAAGGGCAUAUAUUAGACAGAAUAAUUUGCUACCAGCAGAUGAAAAUUCUGGUUAUUGGUUAGGAGCAAAGCUUGAACAACAGCAAUGGAUUUGGGACCCCACAGGAAAAAAUCCCAGGAAGGAAAAAAUGUUCCUGCCAGGAUGGCACUUUGGGGAUCCAGAUGGCAAAGGAAUACCAGAGGGUGCUUCUGCAUGCAUGGAGCUACAAUACAAAAAUGACUCUCAGUUCGUGCAAUCUUUGUCGUGGAACGACAUAUCUUGUGACGAGAAACGCGCGGUGAUUUGCGAGGAAUGGAAUUAUGGGUCAAAAACGGAAUAAAUGCGAUGUAUUAUUGAGUGUUCAACAUAUUAAAAUACCUAUAUAUAAUUUA